This is a messenger RNA of Heterocephalus glaber (naked mole-rat), 1624 nucleotides long. It is a transcript of the gene Mageb10, whose product is annotated as MAGE family member B10. The record is from RefSeq and is a predicted model, not a curated record. Gene Ontology annotation, cellular component: nucleus. NCBI's taxonomy places the organism in Eukaryota, Metazoa, Chordata, Mammalia, Rodentia, Bathyergidae. Gene Ontology annotation, biological process: negative regulation of transcription by RNA polymerase II.
GCACCAGGAGAUUACGCCCUGCGUCGUGCCUACCCUCUGGCAGUCCUGAAGGUCUGGACGUGUUGCCGCUGACUUUGCCUUCUGCAGUCCGAGGAAGGGGAGACCUGUUUGUGAGUGAAGUGGCAUCUGGUUUAUCGGCGGGAGAAAUCCAGACCUCGUCGGAAGGUCACUGAAUCAUCAGUCUUCUCUCCCACACUCCAACCUUUAAGUCAUCAUGCCUCGUGGUCAGAAGAGUAAGAUCCGUGCCCGUGAAAAACGCCGCCAGGCUCGAGAAGAGCCUAUGAAUGUAAUGGGUCUUCAAGCUACUGUAGCAAAAGAAGAGUCCUCUGCUUCAAGUCCUCAUUCCAUCAAUAAUCCUGAGAGGUCAUCUGCUGCUAGAGCAACCACCAGUCAAGAGCCUGAGAGUGCCUCAUCUACCAUGGCUGCUGCUGCUGCAUCAUGCACAAGUUUUGAUGAAGACACCUGCAACCAAGUUGGGGAAAUGCUAAGUAAUUUAGAGCUGACCACUAAGGAGUGCCAGAAAGACUUUGUGGAGGAAAGAGUUGCUAUCUUGGUACACUACCUGCUCUAUAAGUAUCAAAUGAAGGAGCCCUUUACAAAGGUGGAAAUACUGAAAAAUGUAAUUCAGGUAACCAAGAAUCACUUCUCUGAUGACCUGAAAAAAGCCUCUAAUCACCUGGAGUUGACCUUUGGCCUUGAUUUGAAAAAAUUAGAUACCAGUAAGAAUACCUAUGUCCUCAUCAACAAGCUGGAAUUAGACCGAGAUGUGAAAGUGAAUGAUAAUGAGUAUGUACCCACGACCGGUCUACUGAUGAAUAUCCUGGGUGUGAUCUUCACAAAGGGCAACUGUGCCAUUGAGGAGCAAGUCUGGGAAGUGCUAAGUAUGAUGGGGAUAUUUGAUGGGCACCAGCACCACUUCUUUGGGGAUACUAGAAAGCUCAUCACCAAAGAUUUAGUGAAAGAAAAGUACCUGGAGUACCGGCAGGUACCCAACAGUAAUCCUCCACGUUAUGAAUUCCUGUGGGGCCCAAGAGCCUGUGCUGAAACCAGCAAGAUGAAAGUGCUGGAGUUUUUGGCCAAGAUCUAUAAUUGUGCUCCUAGUUCCUUCUCACCCUGGUAUGAGGAAGCAUUGAAAGAUGAGGAAGAAAGAGCCAAAGCCAGAGUUGCUGCUAGGUCUCAUUCAGCUGCUGUAGCCCGUUCACGUUCCAAGGUCAAUCCCAGCAGCUUUCCUAGUCCCAGGUGAAGUGUAAGAAAGACACUUCACUAUGCUUUUAAAGAGAAAAGCUAAUGUUCUCUUUAGUGGAGUGUGGCAUGAGAUUUGGCAACAACAUAGUGUUUAGUGUGUGUUCCUGUUCUGUGUGGUAAUUUGGGUAACUUAGAAAUUUAUUUAAAUGUUCUUUUUAGUAGAUAGUUUAUAUAGCUUCAGAAUUCAAUUUAUGAGUGAUAUAAACCAUACAUUUUUCUAUGUUUAUGUUUAAGAAUGAAGGUUUCAUUAUUUUAUAGAGUAAGUUGAGAAACAUUCCAUUGUACUUAGUAAUUUCAAGCAGGAUAACACAAUAUUGGAUUAGUCAUUUCCUUGGAAAAGACCCAGGAGAAAAAUAAGAUAAGUUAGAGGAAAAAAGUA